CGCACGCGCGCGCGCACCGGGCAGCGCCUCAGUUAGGGCAGCGGGACCGGGCGGGCGGAGGCUGGGCCUCUGAGGUGCGAGGGGAGGAGCCCAAGCCGUCGCCACCGCCGCCGCCGCUGCCGGAGGGGAGCAUGUCUGCGAGUCGAGCCAAGAAAGUGAAGAUGGCCACCAAAUCGUGCCCCGAGUGCGACCAACAGGUUCCUGUUGCAUGUAAGUCAUGUCCCUGUGGUUACAUAUUUAUUAGCAGAAAACUUUUAAAUGCAAAGCACCCAGAGAAAUCACCACCUUCAACAGAAAACAAGCAUGAGGCCAAGAGGAGGCGCACAGAGAGAGCUAGGAGAGAGAAGAUGCACCCGACAGGAAAUAAGGACUUAGAAAACAGAAAGAGGUCCCGGAGUAACAGCCAUUCAGAUCAUAGCAGGCGAGGAAGAGGAAGACCUAAAAGUGCAUCUGCCAAAAAACACGAGGAAGAAAGAGAAAAACAGGAAAAGGAAAUUGACAUCUAUGCUAACCUCUCUGAUGAAAAGGCUUUUGUGUUUUCAGUCGCCUUGGCAGAAAUAAAUAGAAAAAUUAUCAAUCAAAGACUUAUUCUCUGAUAUUUGUCUGCAGAAUGUGUUGACACUUUCUUCGGGAUUGCAUCAGCAAAGUCUCAAACAGCUGUGGACUCUCGGGAGCAUUCUGAGGCCUCAGGAAGGACUGGUGAUGGCCUCCCUGUCACUGCGCCUGGGCCACGCUUUGGGAGCAAAGCUGUAGGCUGGGGCUGUUCUGGGCUUUCCUUGGUUCCCAAGGAGUAUUGUCAGUGUUUUGUGUUUGGGAUAUAAGUGUAUUUACAAAAAAAAAAAGAAAAGGAAAAAAAAAAAGCUGAAUGACUGUUAAAGGGGUAGGGACGGGAGCAGAAGUAUGAAAACGAGGGAAAUAAAAUGGUUGAUAAUUUUCAGGUUUGCCACCAGAGAUGCAAUAUUUUAAAUACUUUGAGAAAGAAUGACUUUUAAAAAUAUAUAUAUUUCAGAUUUUCAGCACUAAUGGAUUGCAUAUAUAUAGUUCAUUUACUUUUUAACAAUUGGCAGUUGGUAUUUUAUUGAAUGGGGAAUUAAUAUAAAUUGUAAAUUUUGUCUUAAAUUGAUUUUUUCCUUGGCCUUUAUUUUUAUGACUUAAGUAUGAGUUAUAUUUUGGGAGAUACUUUUUAGACAGUUUGGAAGUUUGGGUGCUAUAUUAAGAAAAACAUUUAAAGUUAUCUGAUACUUCAGAUAUAAACACAUUGUUUUCCUGAAUGUAAUUUAUUUAUUGGUUAUGAAAAAAUACUUUUCUGCUCUCGAGAUGGUGCUUGUUAACCUAAACAUUAAAUAUAUUUAUUACAUGCAAAAUAUUUCGUAUCCACUUUUAAGCAGUAAUGUUUUAUCUGAAUGGAUGUUCAUUUAAUACAUCCUGAUAAUUAUUUAAAUUGUUACUUAAUCUCAAUCUGAAAAAAAAAAUAAACCUUAAUAUUUAAACGAAUAGAUUAUAUAAUAUUACAAGCUUAUUGUUCUAGUGGAGUUUGUGAAAUAUAUUUAAAUUCUUAAUUUUCCAGUGUUAAAUGCUAACCAUUUAUAAUUGUUUCAUUUUAUAUUAAAUGCUUUUGUAGUUUUGCAUAUCGAUUUAAUGAUUAACAUAUUCAGACUUGACAAGAACUCUCCCUAUUUUAAACCUAUCCCCCUGGGCCAACUCUGUUUGGAAGUCCCACAGCCUAAUUAGGGAAGGCAGGCAGGAGCAGGCUUAGCCUCAACAGCAUCUCAGUUCCACCCUGCAUCUCAUCUUCCUGCAACUCCCCAAAGAAAAGAGGCUUAAGGCUUGGUUUUGUUUUUUACUCUAUUUAAAUGGUAGCCAGCAGAGGGAGCUUAAGAGAGACUCUAGCUAGGAUGUAAAAUUUUCCUAAGAAUUCCUUUCCCUUCAACCCCCAUAUUUAUCUGCAGGUACUAGUGCAGUUUUCUUGUGUGCAUUUUAAAGCCAUAAUAAUAAAGCCUUAGAAUAAUUCUUAUUCCUGAGAAUACUAAUGUGAUUUUUAUCUUUGAAACAUAAGAAAACGAUCUCAUUUUGAGAAAAAAAAAUAAAAUUGGUUAAUACCGAAAAAUGCCGUGAACCAAAUAUAUGUCCCAGAGAAAGCAAGAACAGCUUACUGCGUAGGCAUCUCCUUAAAGAAUUCUCGAUGUCACAGUCUGUCCCUUUAAGCAGAAAGCCUUAGAGGAGUCACGCUGAACUAGUCAUUGGAUAAGGGAGGGGCCUGCUGACUGGGCUGCAGCUUGCCGCGUAGAAAGUAAUGUAUUUCAGACGCUCAUGGUGCUAAAGCAUUGGCUCAUUUGGAAAGUUCUUUGGUAGAGGGACACAUUAGCUUCCCCUGUGUGUGACGUAAUCUAACCAUUUCCCUCUCGGAGACUAAGGCUCUAGAAAGGCUUUUCCUUGGGGGUUGGCCUUUGUCCUGGAGAAAGAUGCCAGUGUAUUUCAGGGUGAUGGGUUAUUUCUUCUCUCGGUUAGAGCUGUGAGGGGAUUCUUUUUCUUGGUUCUGAACUGCGAGAACCUGGCAGGAUCCUAGGAGUACCCAGGACAGUGUGCCCUCUGCCCACCAAGACUGCAGCCCAGGCGUGUCUCACACGCACUAGUCCUGCCGCGCCCAGCAUGCGUCAGAAACACCAUGGAGGUGCUGUCUGCCCCUGGCUUCAGAGGUUUCUGCUCCAGAGGUCUUUCCUGCACCCUCUGUGCUGGCACAUCUCUAGGCCCCAGGGUGGCCGUUUGCCCCCAGCCUCAGCUCCUUGGUAGGUCCCAGAGGAGGCACUGAGUUCUCAAUUCUUGAGCUCUUUUCUGAUAAGGAUGACUUCCAAUCCCUUCCAUGUCAGCUGAAACUGGAAGUCUCCUUACCGAUGGUCACACCUACCAAAUAUCCAGUAACAAAACCUAGUUAAUAUUUAAACUAGAAACUGGCCCCGCCGGCGUGGCGCAGUGGUUGAGCGUCGACCUUUGAACCAGGAGGUCACGGUUAGAUUCCCAGUCAGGGCACAUGCCCGGGUUGUGGGCUCAAUCCCCAGUAGAGGGUGUGCAGGAGGCACCCGAUCCAUGAUAUUCUCUCUCAUUGUUUCUCUC
This is a messenger RNA of Eptesicus fuscus (big brown bat), 3111 nucleotides long. RefSeq names its product UPF0547 protein C16orf87. The transcript has 4 exons. The record is from RefSeq and is a predicted model, not a curated record. The coding region runs from base 132 to 596 and encodes 154 amino acids. NCBI's taxonomy places the organism in Eukaryota, Metazoa, Chordata, Mammalia, Chiroptera, Vespertilionidae.